UACCCACUCUAGUCAGCAGAUGGCGAUUUGAGUCUUUCAGGUGAUGCUGCUUGCGUGACGUAUAAUCUAGUGGACGGAACUGGAGGCUUCUUCAACAGCGACAAAAGGCUUCUGAUUCAACCAACGUGGUGGUUUGCUAGCGAACAUAAAACCGAAACAUUGAAGCGCUUUAGACCAAUCUUGUGUAUUUUACUCUUAGUGUUUUGAAUAUAAUUCUAUUUACUUGUCUACUAGUUCAUUUAAAUGUAAUUUGCUUGUUAAAUUAGCAAAUGUGGUAAAUUGAUAACGCACUAGGCUAAUCGACCGGAGCAUGAGUUCACUAAGCUCGACGGAGAAAGAAGCUCUGAUGAAAGGAGAGGGAGAAGCUUUCAGGAUGAAAAAGGAGGAAGAGGAGGCUUUCACAUUGAAAGAAGAAGAGGAUGAUAUUACAGUGAAAGAGGAAGAUGGGAGAGAGGUUGUCAAAGUGGAAGAGGAGGAGGUAGAAGCUUUCAGAAUCAAAAAGGAGGAAGAUGCCAUAACAUUGAAAGAAGAGAAUGUAGUGAAAGAAGAGGAAGAACCUUUUAGAGUAAAAGAGGAAGAGGAGGCUAUCUCAAUAAAAGAGGAGGAAGACGUUUUGGGAGUGAAAAAGGAGGAGGCUGAAGAUCAGAUUACAACCAGAGAGAGACGUGACUAUCGUGGAUCCUCUGGGGAGCCUCAACAACAUCCUGAUGCUGACGAGGCAGAGAAGAAUCUCUCCAGAUCAGAACACCAGAUGGACAACGCUAGCCCUUCGGCCCUCCCGGAGUCCGUGUGUGGUGCCUCUCCCGGUAGCAUCUUACUGCUGGGUAUGAAGAGGUUGUCUGUGCUGCUGGUGGACUGCAGGAAAACAACGGGGCUGAGUGGAACUGUGAGAGGAGGAGGAGAGAAGAAAGGAUCAGAUUUGACUCAUGAAAGUAAGUGCUGUAGUUUAGUUUGAACAAAUUAAAUAGAUCUGCCCACUGGUAUCUGUUACCAGGACAACCAGCAGAGUUCUGUUAGUUGACAGGAAGAUAGACUGGUAUGUUACCAGGACAACCAGCAGAGUUCUGUUGGUUGACAGGAAGAUAGACUGGUAUCUGUUACCAGGACAACCAGCAGAGUUCUGUUAGUUGACAGGAAGAUGGACUGGUGGAUAUGGAUGUUAUGAAUAUCAUAACACUGAAAAAGGAUUCUGCCAAUGAAAAGAGAGAAACCAAUAGACCAUAAAACCUUGAUGAACGUUAGCUAAAGAGAGAAAGUUAAAAGAUGAUCCAAUGUAAGGUGCUUGUUUUACAAAAACUUUUCCUUAAAACAUUAUGGAUGUUACAUUGUCUGUCCCAGUCAAACCCCCAAAUAAGACUGUUGAACAGGCAAACUAAACUCAAAACACUGUUAAUUAAUUAACUAAUACUGGAGGAAAGCUGUGAUCAGGCUGCCCACUCAAGAGAAAGCUUCAAACUGUAACUAGUGCCGUCAACCUUGUUCAGGUUAUCAGUCAACCUACCAGGGUAGUUACAAACAGUAGAGGAAAGAAAUCAUCAUGUUUUGAUCAUAUCUUUACUAAUGCUGCAGAAAUGUGUUUGAAAGCAGUAUCCAGAUCCAUCAGAUGUAGUGAUCACAAUAUAGUAGCCAUGUCUAGGAAAACCACAGUUCCAAAGGCUGGGCCUAAUAUUGUGUAAAAGAGGUCAUACAAUAAGUUUUGUAGUGAUUCCUAUGUUGUUGAUGUAAAUAAUAUUUGUUGGUCCGUGGUGUGUAAUGAUGAGCAACCAGACGCUGCCCUUGACACAUUUGAAAAUGCUUAUCCCAGUUACUAAUAAGCAUGCACCCAUUUAAGAAUAUUACUGUAAACACUGUUAAAUCCACGUGGAUUGAAAAGGAAUUAAAAAAUGGUAUGAUGAAGAGGCUAAAGAGAUGGCAAAUAGGUCUGGCUGUAUAACUGAUUGGCAAACGUAUUGCAAAUUGAGAAAUCAUGUGACUAAAUAAAAAGAAGAAGAAACUACACUAUGAAACAGAUAAAUGACACGAAGAAUGAUAGUAAAAAAUCUUUGGAGCAUCUUCAAUGACAUGUUGAAACAGCACAGGGGCCUGUGGCCUAUAGUCAGGUGGAACAGGAAGGGGCCUGUGGCCUAUAGUCAGGUGGAACAGCACAGGGGCCUGUGGCCUAUAGUCAGGUGGAACAGCACAGGGGCCUGUGGCCUAUAGUCAGGUGGAACAGGAAGGGGCCUGUGGCCUAUAGUCAGGUGGAACAGGAAGAGGCCUGUGGCCUAUAGUCAGUUGGAACAGCACAGGGGCCUGUGGCCUAUAGUCAGGUGGAACAGGAAGGGGCCUGUGGCCUAUAGUCAGGUGGAACAGGAAGGGGCCUUUGGCCUAUAGUCAGGUGGAACAGGAAGGGGCUUGUAGCCUAUAGUCAGGUGGAACAGGAAGGGGCCUUUGGCCUAUAGUCAGGUGGAACAGGAAGGGGCUUGUAGCCUAUAGUCAGGUGGAACAGGAAGGGGCCUGUGGCCUUUAGUCAGGUGGAACAGCACAGGGGCCUGUGGCCUACAGUCAGGUGGAACAGGAAGGGGCCUGUGGCCUAUAGUCAGGUGGAACAGGAAGGGGCCUGUGGCCUAUAGUCAGGUGGAACAGGAACGGGCCUGUGGCCUAUAGUCAGGUGGAACAGGAAGGGGCCUGUGGCCUAUAGUCAGGUGGAACAGCACAGGGGCCUGUGGCCUAUAGUCAGGUGGAACAGCA
Salvelinus fontinalis (brook trout) is the source of this 2727-nucleotide messenger RNA. RefSeq names its product cilia- and flagella-associated protein 251-like. NCBI's taxonomy places the organism in Eukaryota, Metazoa, Chordata, Actinopteri, Salmoniformes, Salmonidae. The transcript is spliced from 3 exons. The record is from RefSeq and is a predicted model, not a curated record. Bases 311 to 955 code for a protein of 214 amino acids.